CAGCGCCGAUGGUCGGAAAUUCCAUGGCUUAUGGUCAAAACCUUCUCGGGCGUGGAUCACGUUUCUGCGCUCCUCGUGCCUUAUGGCAGCACCUUCCCGACAGCUGUGGGGACGACAGCCAGGAUAUUCGGCGUGUCGGCUGCCGCGCUGGCCCCGGACUUGUCGACUCUGCUCCUUCUCUGCGACCGGGGAGAGAUCUUCGAGGCGACGGUGGCAUUUGGCAACCGCAGCAUCAGCUUCUCGUCCCUGUCCUGGAAGGACCGGCGAGAACUUCUGGGUCGAGACAGGAACGGCGAGUCCAUCACUCUGGAUGCGGAGGGCCUCACCGUC
Molecule: messenger RNA, 330 nt
Organism: Symbiodinium sp. CCMP2592
Lineage: Eukaryota; Dinophyceae; Suessiales; Symbiodiniaceae
Source: the annotation of a GenBank genome assembly